UGUCAAACUCCUACGUAAAGUAAAUGUCAAAACAUCUUUGUGUUGUGUUAAAAAAAAAUACUAAUAACUAAUCGUGAAUAAAUUCACAUUAGAAGCUGAAAUUGUUCAGCCUUUCUAAGGAAAAGAUUUGGAAGACUAUUAAAAUACCAUUGUUAUGUAGGUUUUAGAAACACACCAUCAUUAGUUACAUUUUAUACUAAGAGUCAAUAAAUUUAUUAUUCUAAAAUGUUAUCUUCUCUUGUAAAAGAGCAUCAAGCUAAACAGGCAGCUAAGAGAGUUUCGCAAGAACAGAAACGAAAAGAAUGUAUUGCUGCAGCCAAUGAUUUAACACAGGCCCUAGUAGAUCACCUCAAUGUUGGUGUGGCGCAGGCAUAUUUAAACCAAAAGAAAUUAGAUGCAGAAGCAAAACUGCUUCAUCAAGGCGCUAUUAACUUUUCCAAACAAACUCAACAGUGGCUUGCUCUCGUUGAAAACUUUAGCAGUGCUCUAAAGGAAAUUGGUGAUGUUGAAAACUGGGCAAAGAGUAUUGAAAGUGAAAUGAAAAUCAUUACAGAUACAUUGGAGCGUGCUUAUGAAACUGCUAGAGAACAACCUAGUAAUAGUUAAUUACUUAUAAUAUGUAGCUUAUUUCAAAAUAACAUUUUGCAGUCUAUUGUGGUUUAAAAUAUAUUGAUUUUUAAUAUA
Colias croceus (clouded yellow) is the source of this 684-nucleotide messenger RNA. RefSeq names its product biogenesis of lysosome-related organelles complex 1 subunit 1 (gene Blos1). The record is from RefSeq and is a predicted model, not a curated record. Gene Ontology annotation, cellular component: BLOC-1 complex. Gene Ontology annotation, biological process: endosomal transport. The coding region runs from base 226 to 606 and encodes 126 amino acids. Lineage: Eukaryota; Metazoa; Arthropoda; Insecta; Lepidoptera; Pieridae. The transcript is spliced from 3 exons.